Molecule: messenger RNA, 4895 nt
Organism: Musca domestica (house fly)
Lineage: Eukaryota; Metazoa; Arthropoda; Insecta; Diptera; Muscidae
Gene: lqfR
Product: clathrin interactor 1
Exons: 7
Coding region: 485-4819 (1444 amino acids)
Biological process (GO): endocytosis
Cellular component (GO): clathrin vesicle coat; endosome; plasma membrane
Molecular function (GO): phospholipid binding; clathrin binding
Source: RefSeq, a predicted model, not a curated record
UUUGCCAGCUCUAGGACAGCAAAGCAAUUUUCGUCGUCAGUCAUCAUUUUCUUCGUAAACUUAUUAACUAAUUUGUUUUUUGUACAGAAUUUCUUUUGAUUAUUUCCAACAUUUUAGUUUUUGUAUUUUGUAAAAAGAAAGCUUUAAGCUACAAAUAAAGCAAGGAUACAAUAAAAUACUGAAAAUCGAACGCAUUUCGUACGGAAAAAAGCAAAUCGAAAAAAGAAACGUGUACAGUGAAGAGGAACGAACGACAACGACAAGUAGUACAAGAAAUCAAGUGGCAGUCCAUGCAAAAAAAUAGUACUGUUCCAAUUCGAUUUCUGAGUGUGAAGAUAUUUUAUAGUGACUGAAUUGUCUCCUAUUUUGAAAAUAGCUGCGCUUGUAAAGAAGCUAUAGCAACGACCACCAGCAAAAAAUUAAAUUCCAUAACACACCAGCAGCAGGAAACAAAAAAACCAAAUAAGAAUCAAGCUAAAACAAAAUGGUUGAUAAAUUUAUAAAUAUGUGGAAAGUACGCGAAUUGGCGGAUAAAGUCACAAAUGUUGUUAUGAAUUAUACGGAAAUCGAAGGCAAAGUACGUGAAGCGACCAAUGAUGAUCCCUGGGGCCCCACGGGCCCUCUGAUGCAGGAAUUAGCUCACGCCACAUUUUCAUACGAAACAUUUCCAGAAGUAAUGUCCAUGUUAUGGAAACGUAUGUUGCAAGACAAUAAAACCAAUUGGAGACGAACUUAUAAGAGCUUAUUACUAUUAAACUAUCUCGUGCGCAAUGGUUCAGAGCGGGUUGUAACAUCGUCACGAGAACAUAUUUACGAUUUACGUUCCUUGGAAAAUUACACUUUCACAGAUGAGGGUGGCAAAGAUCAGGGUAUUAAUGUUAGGCAUAAGGUUAGAGAACUAAUAGACUUUAUACAGGAUGAUGAUCGUUUACGCGAAGAACGUAAAAAAGCUAAAAAGAAUAAGGACAAAUACAUUGGCAUGAGUAGUGACGUUAUGGGCAUGCGUAGCGGUGGAUAUGGUGGUGGCGGUGGCUUCAGUGAUGGGGGCUGGAGAACUUCACGUUCGGAUCACGGUGAUAAUUGGUAUUCUGAUUCACGUGGUGAUCGCUAUGAAGAUGAUGAUGUCCAAUAUGAAGGUGAAAAAGAGUUUUCAGAUAGUGACUCACCUAGUCCAAGACGAAGCUAUCGUUACAAUGAUCGUGCCAGUCCUGCAGAUAUUGCUACUGAAACAAAACCACCAGGUAACAUUAGUAUGAAUAUACGUCCUGCCAAGUCAUCGUCUUCUAAUGCACCCACAACAGUGGGACCUGUUACAAAACAACCACAAAAUAAGACGACACCGGCUGUUGGUGGCACAAAGAAAAUUGACAUGGGAGCUGCUGCCAAUUUCGGCAAAACAGCCGGCAUUCAUUCGCCCACUCAUCGCGAUACGCCAGCCGAAAGCAAUAAUGACGAUUUAAUUGGUUAUUCACCCAUUAAUAAUAACAUUAGCUUGGGCAUAUCAGAUUUGGAAAGCAAUAGCACCAUCACCGCAAACAAUAAUAACUUAUCAAACCUAUUUCCAACAUGUUCGCCGAAAAGUGAAAAAACCCUUAACUGUGCUGCAGUUAUAGGUGAUGAUUUGGAUGAUUUCAAUCCCAGAGCUGCCGAGCAACAACAACACUCAGAAUUUGGUGAUUUUGCUUCAGCAUUCGGUGGUAAUGGUGCUGAACCUCCCUCAACGGCUUUAGCGACCGCAGCAUCCUCUAGUAUUGGCGGAAAUGAUGAUUUUGCUGAUUUCUCUGCAUUCCAAGGUAGUACAACUACUGCAACAACAAACACCAUACCUGGUGGCUUGGAAGGCAACCUUCUAACCACUGCAACUCCAGCCAAUGAUGCAUUUGAUCUAUUUAAUGCAACAACCACGGCGAAUUCAAAUCAUACAACCAGCAUGAGUGCUGCUACAACAGCAACAGAUCUACUAGCGGGUCUAGGAGAUCUAUCAAUACACCAAAGUAUGCCAAUGGCGGAUGAUAAUGAUGAUGGUGGUGAGGAUAAGGAUGUCGAUUGUAAUAGCAGUGAUAUCAAAUUCCCCGAAAAACUUAAACGACAACUCCAUGAUGCUAUCAAGGAAUUACAAAGCAUAGAAAAAGUCCAAUCAUCUCAGGAUGUAAACAAAAUCCAAAGAAUCAUUUUUAAUUUGUGGCAUGAAGGGGGAGGAGCAUUACCAGGAUUUGCAACUGCUGAACAAAUAUGCAAUUUGGAUAAGGAUUUAAUGCCAUGGUAUUUUAUUGCGGAAGAAGAAUACUCUGAUCUACUGCAAGCUAUUGGUGGGCUGUUCAACAAAGAUUGGCCAAAGAAUAUGGAAUCUAAAGAGCGUUGCAUAAUGAAUUUAUUUAAAAUUGAUUAUAAUUUUGAUUUCAUUUACGAGUCCUGGUCGUAUGUUAUGCAAAGACUAAACGAACUGCCCGAAUGUGUAAUGGAAAUUUUGAAAUUUAUGUUAGAAGAUGAAAACUACAUUUCUGUAUCAUUUCUGCAAGUGUGCAAAGAGAGAGCUAAACUGAUGGAAAAAUAUAAGACGACCAUACAAUUAGUGCCAGAAACUGAAGUUGAGAGGUUUAAUAUUAAAGUUAAACAAUUUUUACAGUUACUUAUUUCCAUACCCACCCGCUGUGCUAAUCAAAUGCAGGGGAAAGUCAAUGAUAUGUUUCUAAAAAAGAAUUAUUGUCAAAAGUUGUUGCAACAUCUUCUGAAAUCCAUAUGGUUUCUAAUGCACUGUGAAUCUAUAGAGGAGAAUAAUUUCGAUUUAUACUUUCUGUCCGACUUACUUUCGAGAAUAGUUGUUGAAUUUUGCAGAGAAAAUGACAACGAUUCGGUACUGUACCAAUUUAUGCAAAUCAUAGACGAAUUUUGUAAUUUUCCUCAAGGUCAAAAAAUAAUGCAUUCAACAUUUCAAAGAAUUGAAGAUAAUAUUGCCAUAUAUCGCAUUGUAUUGUGUAUGCUUAAGGGAGAUUUAGAUACAUAUAAAAUUGUUGGUUCCUGUGCAAAAGAUUCACCCAAUUGGGAAUUUUGUUUUCUACAAAAAUUGGCCAUCCAAAGAAUACCCGAAAGUAACAAUUGUCUAAUUGGCAUGGUCAAUUAUGUUAACAAACUGGAUUUUACUAUAUUAAGGAAACUAUAUGAAAAUGUACUAAAUAUAUGGUCUAAGCGGUGUAGUUUACAAAAGCUAUCACAGAGCGAACAUUUGAACUUAUCCAAACUUUUGAUGUUAUGUGGAAAAUAUUACUGCCAUUCGUCAAAAGGAUGUGGUGACAAUGAUGAGGACAUAAAACGUUUACUACAUGAAGGACUUCGUCACCAUUUGGAAUGUCCAGAUGCCAAAAUACGCCAUAUUGGCAUGAAAUGUGUAGAAAUUCUAUUUAAUUUAAUGUGUGAUCCUGAAAUUAAGGAUGAAGAUAGAUUGAAAUUCGAUUAUUCCAGCAUAAUGGGAACCGACAUGGAACCAAUUCUCAAAGAAUUUGAUGAAUUACUGGAACAAAAUCUUAACAAUAAAGUUAAUAAUGAAAUUAAAAUGGAUCAUUUGGAAAAAAUGUUACAAGGAUUUAUGAUUAAUCACACCACCAACAGUGUAAACUAUGAAAUUCAACCAACAAUAAUACCGCCAACACCACCACCAGAACCCCAGGAUUUGGAUAUGCCACCGCCAGCAAAGUCUCCAAAAAUGGACUUGGACUCCGAUGAUGAUUAUGAUGAGGAUGAUUUAAAGCCCUACGACAUGUCCAAUGAUAUACCACAAAUUAUGGAAAAAAGACCGAAAUUCCUUUUCGAUUUGUUGAAAACUCUUUCGGAAAAAUGUGAAAACUUUGAAAUUUUUGAAUCAGCAUUGUCAUCUGCCGAAUCCCUUAUACGUUCUCAACUGCCUAGAUCAGAUUCACGUUUAGCCUUGGAUUUAAUGCAAGUUUUCCUAACACUUGAUAUGCAAUACUAUUUUGAAAAUUUCGAAGAGACCAAAUUCAAAUGCUGUGUAGCCAUAUGUAGUGCUCAUCCCGCAGAAUGUGCCGAAUAUAUAUGUCGUCAAUUUCACACGGAUAACUCUCAUUACAGUGUAAGUGCACGCAUUGUAAUGCUACAAAUUGUAGCAGCUACCGCCAAAGAAUUAUCUGACAUACAAAGUGAUAGACAGGAGCAUUUAGAAACCUCCGAAGAACUUGUCUCUCGUAACAAUUCAAAUUACAUCCGGAAGUUUCAAUUUGCGAAUGAUCAGAAACAACGUUUGGCCAAUACGCAGCAGGUGAUCAAGAAACGUCUGCGAGAGAAGACUAAACGAUAUUUCUCACAGAAAACUCAAGCGCAAAGCAAACCAAAAACAAAUCGUUUCCAUGGGGUGGUGGGUACAUUUUUCUUUUGUCUAAUACGCGGCGAUCGUACCAAACAAAUGCUCUACGUCAAAUAUGACCGCCUGGCUCAUGAUAUUGAUACAAUGCUCAUGGUGAACUUUUUGCACACAUUAGCCAUUAUUGUUAUGGCGGCGCAAAACUGCCCUCUACUACCCGCUAUGACAAGAGAAAUAUUCGAUAUUUGUUCAUUUGUCAGAUUUAGUCCAGAGGCGCGUAUUCGCCAAUCGUGCCUGGAGCUAUUGGGCGUCACUCUCGUCACCACUCCUGGUUAUGUAUUGGUGGAGCAGUUUAACGAACGCCUGGUGGAUUUGAGAUAUUGGUUAGAGGAUUUUGUUAAAUCUCCCCUAGUGGGUGGUGAAACCUCCGAGGAUUGCCGGGAAAUUGCCACACAGAUCUUAAAUACAUGCUAUAAAAUUAUGAAUCCUCAAAUUGAUGAUAAUUAAUAUUCUUACAUAGUUCUAAGAUCAUGUCAUCUUGAAUAUGAAUUUUAUUCACUAUAUCAAUUAAAAUAUUUCUUCA